Messenger RNA from Sesamum indicum (sesame), 2564 nucleotides. RefSeq lists its product as uncharacterized. Lineage: Eukaryota; Viridiplantae; Streptophyta; Magnoliopsida; Lamiales; Pedaliaceae. The record is from RefSeq and is a predicted model, not a curated record.
GCUCAGCUUUUCUCACUCUUUCUCCUUCUUUCCAAUUUGUAUUUGUAGUCACUUUCUCUCUCUAAAAAGGUUGCGCCGAUUCCUUUUUCUUUCAUUAUAUAUACACAUUCUAGAGAUACACGAGCUCUAGUUAUACGUGAAUAACAAUCUCUUCUCGUUUUCCUGUAUGCGACGCUGUUUCUAUUGGCGACAAUCGCCGGCGAUUUACCCGGUCACCGUGUCUGUUUGAGCCAGUUAUUGUUGGGUCUAGAUGCCUGCUGCAAAGCUCUGCUCAAGUGGAACUCAUAAUGCAAUGAAAUCAGAAGAAGGGAGUGAUUCCCUCGACACUUUCAUCAGACAAGCUAUUGGAAAGGAGCCUCUUCUCCCUUUUUCAAGGACCGCUGAUAAUCCAGUGCAGUGGAUUCAGUUACUUCAUGCAUUAGAUCAGCCAGAUCUCCCUGGUUGGCCGUUGAUGACUCCUCUGAAGGUUCAGAUGCAAAAGUGCGAGAAGUGUUCCCGGGAGUUCUGUUCUCCAAUAAAUUACAGGAGACAUAUCCGAGUGCAUCGUCGAUCUUUAAACGUCGACAAGGAAUCUCACAAAAAUCGGGAUUUAUUAGCAGCGUUUUGGGAUAAGCUGUCAUUGGAGCAAGCAAAGGAUGUAGUGUCAUUUGAUGAUGUGAUGCUUAAGGAAAUUCCUGGAUCAUCUUUAGCAAGGGCUUUGGCAUCCUCUCUCCGCAAACCAGGGGUUUGGACUCUUCCGCAGGCUUAUGUGAAAGCUGGAUCUACACUUUUGGAUAUCAUCCAAGCAAAGUCUUCGAGGCUACCAAUUUCCUCUCAAGAAUUGUUUAGCAUCCUUGAUGAUGCUAGUGAGAGAACAUUCUUAUGUGCUGGUACAACUGAAACUGUGCAGAAAUACAUUUUUGAUGGAGAAACCGCCAAAAAUAGCCUUGAGUUGAAGAACCUAGUUGCUAGCACUAGCUUCCUUUUUGAACAGCAACUGGUGAAAGCAUGGGUUGCUGACAAAGAUGCAGAGGCUUUGAGAUGCCAGAAGCUGCUUGUGGAGGAGGAAGAAGCUGCACAGAAAAGGCAAGCACUGCUUCUAGAAAGGAAAAAACAGAAAAAGCUUCGUCAGAAGGAACAGAAAGUGAAGGAACAAUUCUAUGGGUCCAACGAAAAUUUGAAUGUUGAUGUUGAGGCAGUAGAUGGGCCAACUUCAACUGAAGCAUCUGGGCCCUCAUCCCCUUCUGAUUGCAAUUCCAAUUCUCCAGAUGUUCCCAUAAAUCUAGAUUCUGGCCUAGAGUCCACGCAACCCCAAAGCAAAGAACCAGAGGAAGAAAUCGGAGCUCAUUCUAAUAUCAGCAGUGAGCAUAUCAACCUAGGGGAUGCUCAGACCAUUGAACCCGCAAAUGGCUAUCGAGCUAUAGUUACCAAUCGCUGCCAUGUUUCAAAGUCACAAAGGGGCAGCCGGUAUGGAUUCCAUGUAAGCCCACAUCUUCAAACCUUUAAACCAGAAACUUUACAUAAGACUGGUCCAUCCAAAGACAGGAGUCUACUUAAUGGGAGCAAAGUUUGGACCAAGAAACUCAAAGUUGAUAGUUAUAGGGAGAGCCUGAAGCCACCUUCAUUGCAGGGAGAGAACGGGCACCAGAUUGAAGAAAAUAAAUGUGAGGUGAUAAUUGGUUCCAUAUCUGUUGCACUGAAGAAUUCUGUUCCUCAUCAUCAAGAUAGUCGCCCAGAUGAAGCACAAGAUGUUAGCAGCACUGAGCAUGCCAUGCUUAAGAAGAAAAAUGCUUCAGAAAAGCUAAUUAAAGCUAAUUCCUCUCAGUCUGGAUCCAGUCGAGGGGCUUCUAAGCUUUGGAGGCCUGUGAUCCACGGCGAGGUUAGAAGUGUCACUCCUUUUGAUAGAGGGAAUGAGGAUUCUGCCCAAUCACAAUCCACAGACAGUGAUGGUAUUGAUAACCGGAAGCACUAUCAUGUAGUUCCAGAUGAAAAUGCUCAAGGGGGAUGUUUGCCUUUCUCCAGCAUUGCUGCAAAAGAAUUUCUUGCACAGAGAUGGAAGGAAGCUAUCUCAUCAGACCAUGUGAAAUUAGUCCUUUCAGCAGGGCCUCAACCUCCAGGAUGCUCUGAUGUUCAACAAGACUCGUCGACCGUCUAUAAUGUACCGGAACUUCACGAGUGUAUCAAUAACCAGUUUGGCAGAAAUGUCCAAGGCAAGUUCAGUAAAAAACAGGAGAAGAGUCUGAAGGUUAAAUACAGACCCAAACAGAAAGCCGUUGGGUAGGAGAAGGUGGGUAUACACAGUUUCUUUAGUUUUUAGCUUUUGUCCUCAUACUCUUAGCAGAGGUUCCAGUUUUACCAGUGGUCUUCUGUCGAAAAAUUGGAGGAAUUUUCUCGAGGAAGUUGAUUUUAUUUUUCAUCAGGCAUAGGGUUGGAUAGGCGUGUCGUUUGAUCCCAAAUUAUUGAAGCACAUGUAAUAUAGGGGAUUCGCGAUUUACCAUCAUAUAUAUUCCUGUGGUGAAAUUGGGUUUGUACUGUUAAUUAAAGACUUUUUAUUGAUAUCUGAUGGUUGGCAACAUAAUGUGUGA